AGUCCACUGGCGGAAGGUGAAGAUGGCCGAAGAGUUCGCAAUUGUUCUUACUGCGUACGGCGCGCUGCGUGGCCGCAAGGUCACGGCGAAAGCCGGCAACAGCUACUUCAGCUUCCAGGGCGUUCCGUACGCCAAGCCUCCUGUGGGUCCCCUACGCUUCAAGGUAGCGCAGCCUGUGGAACCAUGGAGUGGCAUACGCAAUGCCCUCAAAGAGGGACCUUGCUGCCCUCAAAUUGAACUGAUCAUGAACCUUCCUUAUCGAGGAAAUGAAGAUUGCCUGUACAUUAACGUCUAUUCGCCUAAGCUACCCUCAACAGGACAAAUUCUGAAUUAUCCUGUUAUGGUGUGGAUCCAUGGGGGUGGUUUUGAAAUGGGAAGUGGGGAUUCAAAUACCUAUGGCCCUGAGUAUCUUGUGAAUGAAAAUGUCGUCAUUGUGACAUUCAACUACAGACUCGGAAUAUUUGGUUUCUUGAAUGUCGAUGAUGGCUCCACGCCGUACAAUGUGGGACUGAAAGACCAAGUGGCUGCAUUGCGAUGGGUCAAAAAGAAUAUAUCCGUUUUUGGAGGAGAUCCCAACAACGUAACCAUAUUUGGAGAAAGUGCGGGUGGAGCCUCUGUGCAUUUUCAUAUGCUUUCACCCGUGUCAAAAGGUCUCUUCCACAAAGCAAUUCUUCAGAGUGGAUGCGCAUUAAAUGAAUGGAAAGCAGCGGCUGAACCUCAAGAAGUGGCAUUCAUAGUCGCCCAGAAACUGGGAUGUGACGCAGCUGACGUCCAAGGACUAGUUUCAUUUUUGAGCUCUGUCUCCGCCCGCGAUCUGGUUGAGAAGUACAACGAAUACAGUGCAUCGCCCGGGGAAAAAGGAAGUUUUCGCCCGAUGCCUGAGAAGCCCAUCCCCGACGAUGAUGUGUUUCUACCGACAGAUGCACGGGAGUUAAUGGAAAACCGACAAUUCUGUCAUGUUCCCGUAAUGAUUGGCUUGAAUUCGAAGGAGACCAUCAUUUUUCUGGACAUGAUGGGUGUUCGUAAAAAUCCAGAAAAUGUAAAGAACUUAAUAGAGCACAUAGGCAUGUUCAUCCCAAAAAGCAUGGGUUUAAACUCUGAACAGAAAGAAAAAGCUGUAAAGGAGUUCUACUUUGGACAGGAAACUAGAAAUGAAAGAUUAGUUGAAGCUUUAAUAAAUUGUACGAGUGAUAUGGCGAUAGCCAGAGGUGUAGAAGAAGCCACAAAAAUAUUAUCUGAAGGAUAUUUUCCUGUCUUUUAUUAUAACUUUAACUUCAGUGGAAAACUUAAUAUUUUUAAACAUUUUGUAAGUGCUACUGAAUUACCAGGAGCUUCUCAUCUAGAUGAACUUGGGUAUCUCUUUGCCACUCCUUUUUUCAAUGUUCCUGAAGUUGCAUCCGAUUCACCUGAAGCUCUAGUUCGUAAGAGAAUGGUCAAGCUGUGGACCAACUUCGCCAAAACAGGAAAUCCGACUCCAAAACUUGAUCCUGAAAUUAACGUGAAGUGGCCUCCAUACAACGUUCAGAACGCGGAGUACCUGAGUAUCACUGACACGCUGAGUAUUCAGAAUCAUUAUAAUAAGGAAAGAAUGGACUUUUUGAAUAAUUUAUAAUACAUCGUGUUUGAAAAUAAAUAUACAUUACCCCUUUUCUCAAAGUCAACCAAACAUGUAUUUUGCCUAUAAACAGUACUGAAAUAGAUGUCAUAAAAUGAAGAAAUUUCUUCAAAAACAAAUAUCACAUCUUAUGAAUUAAUAUUUUUCUCACAAUAGUCGGGAAAUGUUCUAGAAAAGUGUAAUGGUACGGAGCAGAAUGUUGAAAAUGUGCAGUUUACAUUUAAGUGUAAAAUACGAAAUUAAAUAUUAAAUAC
This is a messenger RNA of Gryllus bimaculatus (two-spotted cricket), 1869 nucleotides long. The record is from the annotation of a GenBank genome assembly. NCBI's taxonomy places the organism in Eukaryota, Metazoa, Arthropoda, Insecta, Orthoptera, Gryllidae.